UUGGCUUUAGGGCACAUGUUAAAAAAAGUCCUAUGAGAGGGGACGGCAGAAAAUACAAGGCAAGGAAGAAGCAGUGAGGGGAAUAUCUGGGAUGAGAUUUUACGGGAGCCCUGUUUGUAUCUUUCUCUUUUGUAGUUCUUGCAAGUAUUAAGAAAUAAUCUCCCAUCCUGUGACAGCUUCCAAAGGCACGAGGAACUGAAAAUAUACAGCAGGAUCCAUAAACGUGUUAGGGCAAGAGUGACCCAGCUUCAGUUUCCAACAUCCCAAAAAGCAAGUGGAUUCAUACCUUUGGAUUAUGCUCUUACAAACAAGGCUCAGAAGAUGAGAGGGUUUACUGCCCUGUUGGUGGCACUACAUUCAUUAGCUUUUUAUCCUGAAAGAAGCUCAGCGCAACAAGCAAGGUGUGAGAAUGUCUACAACUCGGAUAUUGUUUUCAUCGUGGAUGGUUCGUCCAGCAUUGGUCAGGCAAACUUUCGGAUGAUCAAGUCCUUUAUGGAAGGGGUGGCCAUUCCCUUUAUAAAUGUUAUCGGUAGGGAAGGUAUUCGUUUUGGCUUAGUCCAAUACAGUGAUGAUCCCAGAACAGAGUUUACAUUUUCCACUCACCGGAAUGGCACAGAAGUGAUUCAAGCUAUCAGAAACGUGGGCUACAAAAAAGGAAACACAAGGACCGGUGCUGGGUUGAGAUAUGCCGGGGAUAAUUUCUUUGGACCUACAAUCAUCCGACCUAAUGUCCCUAAGGUUGCAAUUUUGAUAACAGAUGGAAAAUCUCAGGAUGAUGUAGACCCUCCAUCUCAAAGACUAAAAAAUCAAGGAGUUAAAGUUUUUGCUGUGGGAAUUAAGAAUGCAGAUAGUCGGGAGUUGACCAGAGCUGCAUCCACUCCAACUGAAGAUUUCUUCUUCUAUGUCAAUGACUUCAGAAUCCUUGGCUCCUUGCUCCCUGUGGUGACUCGGAAAGUUUGCACCAGCACUGGUGGUGUUUUGAUUACUGAUUCCACUUCCCAGACUUAUACAGGACCCUCCAACCUGGUUUUCUCUGAUCAGACAGCCAAUUCAAUGAGAAUCCAAUGGUCUGCAGCGACUGGCCCAGUUACUGGCUAUAAAGUUCUGUACGUUCCUCUCACAGGUCUGGGACAGCAGAUUCCAGCAGAGCUCAGAGAAAUCACUGUUACUGCAGGGCAGAAUGCCGCCGUGCUGCAGGGCCUGAGAGCUGCAACUGAAUAUUUAGUUACUGUUACAGCUUUGUAUGUUAACAGCAUUGGCGAAUCUGUUUCUGGCAGAGGAAGAACGGUGAGUCCUCUUGGCAUAUCCAACUUCCGCAUAGUGCAGUCUGGUCCCUCCUUUCUGAGACUGGCAUGGACCCCUGCUGGAACUGAAUCCCCAGUGGGCUACAGGCUUACCUACGCUAUAAGAGGUGCCAGUAGGACAGAAGAGAAGACCUUGGGUGCUGGCACAACAUCAGAUACUCUGAGUGACCUAAAACCUAACACUGAAUAUGUUCUUGUUCUUUACCCUCGAUACCAGAGUCAGGCUGGAAAUCCUGUCACUAUUACCGGCCGCACUCAGCAAAUUGAAGGAGUUGUGCAGCUCUCCCUGCAGGAUGUUACAUCACAGAGCAUGACUGCAACGUGGAAUAGGGUCAGUGGCGCCACUGGAUAUCGCAUUUCCUGGGUGUCUCGAUCAGGAGAAGAUGCAAAGGAUUUUGAUGUGGAAGCCAAUACAAACUCAUUAUUUCUACAAAACCUCUUGCCCAACACUGAGUAUACAGUGUCUGUAAGCCCAUUGUAUGGGUCAGUUGAGGGCCCAGCUGCAUCAACCAGAGUAAAAACAGAGUCAGCAGUGGGUGGAGUUACAGACCUUCGAGUGUUGGAAAGAGGAACCAACCGCCUGCGCAUUGCAUGGACUGGCAUUGCUCGUGCAACUGGAUACCGGGUCACCUGGAGACACAGUGAUGGUCGUCAACUGACCAGGACCCUGCCUGCCGAUGUGACAUCCUUUGACAUUGAAGGUUUGCAGGCCAAUUCUAUCUAUGUAAUAGGGGUAUCAGCCCUGGUCGGUAAUUCAGAAGGCAGCCCUGUGACGAUCACAGCACAGACAGAAGAUGACUCUGUGAGUGAAGUUACCAAUCUGAGAAUUGUGAGUGCUGGAGAAACCACAAUCAGAAUUGCAUGGAGACCCGUUCCAAGGGCCACCACUUACAGGAUCACUUGGAGACGUAGUGAUGGUGUUGAAGUUUCGCAGAUAGUGACUAGAGACAUCACUUCAUUGGAUAUUCCUGAUUUAGUUCCUGGGACUUCUUAUACUGUAUUUGUGUCAGCGAUUGUUGGCAGCAGGGAAAGUAACCCAGUUGCAAUCACUGCUCAGACAGAAGAUGACUCUGUGAGUGAAGUUACCAAUCUGAGAAUUGUGAGUGCUGGAGAAACCACAAUCAGAAUUGCAUGGAGACCCGUUCCAAGGGCCACCACUUACAGGAUCACUUGGAGACGUAGUGAUGGUGUUGAAGUUUCGCAGAUAGUGACUAGAGACAUCACUUCAUUGGAUAUUCCUGAUUUAGUUCCUGGGACUUCUUAUACUGUAUUUGUGUCAGCGAUUGUUGGCAGCAGGGAAAGUAACCCAGUUGCAAUCACUGCUCAGACAGCGCUGGAGCAAGUUGGAAGUGUAACCAGUCUGCAAGCUCUCGAAAGGAACAACAUUGUCCAAGUGACCUGGGUGGGAGUACAAGGAGCCACAUCCUACAAGGUUUCCUGGAUCCCUGUAGAUGGUGGUCCAGAGCAAUCCAGGGAGGUGCCUGGAAACAUCAAUUCAUUUGAACUCAUAAAUGUGAGACCAGGAGUGAGGUACACAGUGAAAGUUACAGCACUAAUAGGCACUAGACAAGGACAACCUGUCACCGCCAGUGUCACAACACCGGAUGUUCCCUCUGUAACUCCAGUAAGAGACCUCCGUGUUUCAGAUGUGUCACAGCAGCGCAUACGACUGAGUUGGAGCACUGUUCCUGGGAGCACUGGGUACCGGAUCUAUUGGCGAAGAUCUGAUGGGGGUCCAGAAACAAGUCGGCUGGUAUCAAGAGAUGAGAGAUACAUCGAUAUUGACAAUUUGCAAGUUGGUGGGCGAUAUGAAUUUCGUGCUGUAGCUUUGUUUCGGAAUCGGGAAAGUGAAGCUGUUUCAGUCUUUGCUAACACUGCAUGUGGAACUGGCCGUACAGAUGUCGUCUUCUUGGUCCAUGCAACCCAGGAUAAUGCAUACAAUGAAGAGGAUGUGAAAAAUUUCCUUUCCAAAGUGAUGUCUUCUAUAGGACAGCUGGGGCCUGAUGCCACCCAGGUUGGUCUGGGUUCUUACAGCUUUAGAGCAAGACCUUGGAUCCUUCUGAAUCGUUCCAGUGAUCUCAGCACAGUCCUCCAACAAAUUAGGACCAUUCCUUUUGAAGAGCCAAGUGGGACCUCCGUAGGUGCUGCCAUAAACUUUGCAAAGAACUACAUGUUUACAACGAGCUAUGGAAGGCGAAAUAAUGUCCCUGGGGUUUUGGUUGUGUUGGCGGAUGGACCCUCAGGAGAUGAUGUGUCAGAAUCAGCAAGAGUCAUCAAGGAUGCAGGGUUUAAAGUUCUGGCCGUUGGGAUGAAUGGUGCAGAUCAGGAGCAGUUACGACGAAUAGUCUCCAGACAAAGCCCCCGGAAUGUCUUUUACACCAGGGAUUCUGGCAAUCUUGAUAGCCUUGUGGAUGGCCUUACAGGGGCUAUUUGCACUAUAACCCCAGUGGAAGAGCCUUGUACAGUUCAAUGUCCACAGGGUGAAAGGGGACAGAAAGGAGAAUUGGGCAGUGCAGGACGGCCGGGGGCAGCUGGACCUGCUGGAGAGCCAGGACGCAAUGGCAUUCCUGGCCAACCCGGUCCUGUUGGUCCUCGUGGUCCCCCAGGGGUGGGAACAGAAAGUGGACAGAAAGGAGAAAUAGGAGAUCCAGGCGCUGAUGGUAUUCCCGGAAAUCCGGGCCGUCAUGGAAACCCUGGCAAUCCAGGCUCUCCUGGGAGUAAAGGCUCACAAGGAGAGAGGGGAUAUCCAGGAGAAAGAGGAUCUCUAGGGCCAGCUGGUCCCAAGGGAGAAAAGGGAAUUCCGGGUGAACCAGGGGAAGUUAUAAAUGGUGGAGGUGGUGGUGGAAUUCCCGGAAGAAAAGGAGAGCCAGGAAAUCCAGGAAUACCAGGCCAGCCAGGAACCCCAGGACAAAGAGGAAUCCCCGGAACCCCUGGACUCCCUGGACCAGAAGGACCAAGUGGUUCUUCAGGACUCCCAGGGCAGUCUAUCAAGGGAGAGAAAGGAGAACGAGGUGAGAGAGGUCUCCCAGGAUCAGUCAAUGGGGUCGGUGUAAAAGGUGAACCAGGAAGUCCUGGAUCACCUGGUGCUCAAGGUCAAGCAGGCCCUCGGGGUCCAUCAGGCCUUUCAGGGCAAAAAGGGGAAAAGGGUGAAGCUGGAGAAGGCUUUCCAGGUCCCGCAGGGAGGACAGGAGAUCCAGGAGACAGAGGACCCAGAGGGCCACCUGGUGAACAAGGUGCCAAAGGUGACCGUGGGGUGUCCGGCCAGGAUGGAGAUGGUGGGGAAAAAGGUGAGCGUGGACCUCCGGGAUUUCAAGGGUUCAAGGGCAAUCCAGGACAAAAUGGGUUGACUGGUCCACCAGGUCCCAUGGGCCCUCCAGGCGGAUUGGGACCACGAGGUGACAAGGGUGAUCAAGGUGCUCCUGGAGAACCUGGGAAAUCAACUUUGGAUCUUCCAGGAAUUAAAGGCGAUAAGGGAGAUCGUGGUACAACCGGACCAGAAGGGCUAAAAGGCUCAAGAGGAGAUCAAGGAGAUAAAGGCGAGAGAGGUCCACCAGGAUUGGGAAUACCUGGACAGCCAGGAACAAAGGGAGAACAAGGAGAACGGGGAAACCUUGGCCUUGCUGGAAAGACAGGACAAAAGGGAGAGCCUGGUGAACCAGGGCAGAAUGGGGAAUCUGGAAAACCUGGAGCACCAGGGCAGAUCGGUCUUCGUGGCAAAGAAGGAGAACGUGGAGAAAAAGGAGAUGAAGGAACACCAGGUGAAUCUGGAAUCCCAGGAAAGAAUGGAGAAAGAGGGCCAAGGGGUCUUCCAGGACAAAGAGGCCUUCUAGGAGAAAAGGGGGAUACUGGGGAUCCAGGGGAGUCUGGAAGGAAUGGAAGCCCUGGAGCCCCUGGCACUAAAGGUGAACAAGGCGAUCCAGGAACACAAGGUCCACAAGGACCACCAGGAAAACCAGGCACUGUGGAAUCUGUGGUUGCUGGAGCAAAAGGAGAGAAGGGUGAUGACGGUGACCCUGGUGAACAUGGCAUGAAAGGCGGAAAGGGAGAAGCUGGUGCAAAUGGAGUUCCAGGAGAAAGGGGAUUAGAAGGACUAAGGGGCCCUCAAGGACCUCGGGGAGAGACGGGUGACCGUGGGGCACCAGGUGAAAAGGGGGAACGUGGUCCUCCAGGCAUUGAUGGAAGGAAUGGUUUGGAUGGGAAACCAGGACAGCCAGGCACCCUGGGCCAGAGAGGAGAUGCAGGAAAGCAAGGUGACCCUGGAAGGGAUGGUCUUCCUGGACUUAGAGGAGAGCAGGGCCCCCCUGGACCGAUUGGCACCGUUGGACCACCAGGAAUACCUGGUAAACAAGGAGAAGAUGGAAAACCUGGCCUCAGCGGUAAAAAUGGAGAGGAUGGAACUCCUGGGGAAGAUGGAAGAAAGGGGGACAAAGGAGACGUGGGUUCCACUGGCCGAGACGGUCGUGAUGGUCAAAAAGGAACACAAGGAGAACUAGGUUCGGUAGGCUCCCCUGGUUUACCAGGUGUCCGAGGAAAUCCAGGGCCAAUUGGUCCUCCAGGCCAGGGAAUACCUGGACUAGCUGGUCAACCUGGAUCAAAGGGUGAUCGAGGGGAGCAAGGUGCCAAGGGUGAACAGGGUAGACCAGGUGAAAUGGGAUCUAAAGGAGACCCUGGAAGUGCUGCUAAUGUUGAAAAGUCCCUUGGCAUUUUAGGAAUUAAGAUUUCCUCAUUGAAAGAUCUCAUUGACACCUUUGAUGAUGGUUCAGGUCGCCCCAUCUCCCCACAAAUGAAAAUAAAAGGGGAACCAGGAGCUCCUGGGAACAUAGGUGCUCCAGGAAGAGAUGGAACAAUGGGUUUUCCUGGAGAAAGAGGACAAAAAGGAGAAAAUGGAGAUAUGGGGCUUACUGGGCCCCAAGGGCCACCAGGGCGGGCUAUUGGAGAGAGAGGUCCUGAAGGUCCACCUGGACAAGCUGGUGAUUCAGGCAAACCUGGGAUUCCUGGAAUACCUGGAAAGGCAGGAGAAUCAGGAGAACAAGGGAAACCUGGAGAGAGAGGAGUAAAAGGAGAACGGGGUGAAAGAGGUGAUGAUGGUAAAGAUGGUAUCAGGGGACCAGUUGGACCACCAGGACCAAAGGGGGAAAUUGUAGAGAUUAUUGCAACUGGAUUGCCUGGGGAGAGAGGAUUAACAGGUCCAAGAGGUGUCAAGGGUGAUCCAGGUGCAGAUGGAGAGAAAGGAGCCAAAGGAGAUAAGGGGGUAGAUGGACAAAAAGGAGAUAGAGGUGACCCUGGUGAAAAGGGCAGAGAUGGAGCUCCGGGACCCGUAGGAGAGAGAGGACUGGCAGGGCCAGAAGGAAAGUCGGGUUUGCCCGGUUUCCCUGGAGUUCUUGGACGACCGGGAAACCCAGGAGAGCCAGGUCAGCAGGGCCUCCCAGGCAUUCAGGGUCCCCCUGGAAUAAAGGGCAGCACAGGAGAACCAGGCCCAAGCAUACGGGGACAACCUGGUCCUCAAGGGAUUGCUGGACCUCCUGGAUUGCCUGGUCUGCCAGGCCUUAUAGGACCUCAGGGGCCUCCUGGAGUUCCAGGACAAGUGGGUGAAUCAGGAAAGCCUGGGGUCCCAGGGAGAGAUGGUUCACCAGGCAAAGAUGGGGAACUUGGUCUUCCAGGAAAAAUGGGUAUGCCGGGCCCAAAGGGUCCCAUAGGAGUCAAAGGAGAAGCAGGCGAGCCAGGAACUCCUGGAGAAUUUGUUGUUGGUCCCCUUGGAGCAAAAGGAGAUAAGGGAGCUCCCGGGGACCAGACAGGAGGAAUACCAGGAGAAACUGGGCAGAAAGGAGACAGAGGACUUCCAGGCCCAAGAGGGGAGAGGGGAGAAGCUGGAAGAAAAGGAGACACUGGUGAUCCAGGAGAAGAUGGUUUCAAAGGAUCUUCUGGCCCAAGAGGUGAAAAGGGGGAGACUGGAGUUGGGCUACCUGGACCGGCUGGACAAACUGGACCCCCAGGCUUGAAGGGAGAUGUUGGUUUAUCUGGGCCCCCUGGACCUCCUGGACUGCAGGGCAUUGCAGGGAUACCUGGUCAGCCAGGAUUAAGAGGAGAAGUUGGACAGCUGGGUCCCCGUGGCCAACCAGGGGAAAGGGGUUUGCAGGGAUUUGCAGGGAGAGAGGGGAAUGUGGGACCACAAGGUCCACCUGGAGCACCUGGAGCAAUGGGCCCCGCAGGACCAUCAGGGGUAAAAGGUGAUAAGGGUGAUUCAGGAAUUGGCCAGUUAGGCUCUAGAGGAGAAAGAGGUGAUGCAGGCCCACGGGGAGAGGAUGGUCGCCCAGGGUUAGACGGAGACCGUGGUCCACCAGGUCUUCCUGGAAAUAGAGGAGAAAGAGGAGACAAGGGUGACUCAGGCCCAAUGGGACUAAAAGGAGACAAGGGAGAAACACUCACUAUCGAGGGACCUCCUGGUCCAAGGGGAAACAAAGGAGAAUUGGGGGAUCGAGGGAUAAAAGGUUCAGAUGGGGAAAAGGGGGACAAAGGAGAUCAAGGUCUCCAUGGAGAAAAGGGAGUCAAAGGUGAACAUGGAGACAAAGGUGCCACUGGCUUUGUAGGGGCUCGUGGCCCUGGUGGGCAAAAAGGAGAAACUGGUGCAUUUGGGGAACCAGGAGAGCCUGGCAUGCCGGGAAAAGAUGGGAUCCCAGGAAUUCGAGGAGAAAGAGGAGAACCUGGAAUCCAUGGGCUAAAGGGAAUAAAGGGAAAUCAUGGUAUGAAGGGAAUCUGUGGGCAGGAUGGUGAAAAAGGAGAUAAGGGUGACACUGGAAUGCUUGGACGUCAUGGACUACCAGGAAGGAAAGGAGAUUCUGGGGAACCAGGAAUCCCAGGACAUCCAGGACUGCCUGGAAAGGAAGGACUUGUUGGAGCAAAGGGUGACAGAGGCAUGGAAGGAUUGCAGGGAUCAAAAGGAGACCAAGGAGAAAAAGGGGACAGGGGGUCUGUUGGAAUGGUUGGCCCUGCUGGCCCUAGGGGAGUUGAUGGAUUACCAGGGCCUCCCGGGCCUAUAGGUCCUACUGGUUCAAAGGGUCCAGAAGGUCUUCAGGGACAGAAGGGUGAGAGAGGCCCUCUUGGGGAAUCAACUAUUGGACCACGGGGAAUCCCAGGAAUCCCAGGAGAACGAGGGGAACAGGGUAUGAUUGGUGUAGAUGGUGGAAAAGGAGAAAAGGGGACUCCAGGCAUGACGGAAGAAGACGUUCGAAAUUUUGUAAGGCAGGAAAUGAGCCAAAACUGCGCCUGUGGAGGUUUUCUUUCCAACAAUCCAUCUCCCCCAUCGUAUCCACCUAACCCACGUCUUGUCCCAGUCCCAGCCCUAAAGUUCUCUCAUAUUGAAGAAGAUGAUGGAAAGGAGGUGAAGUUGGUGGUUAACUCUAAUGAUCCUGAAUAUGAACAUGUAUACACAGAAGAGGAUUACAAGGAAUACUUGGAUGAGGAUGGAACAGAAAGUACUCUGUUAGCUGAUGAUGUGACUAUAGCAUCUGAACCAGCUGCAAAUGAGAGAAGGAAAAGAGAUGUAUCAAAUCAAGAUCUAUGCAAUUUCCCAAUGGGGGAGGGAGACUGUGCCAAAUACACCUUGAAAUGGUAUUAUAACCAUGUCGUCGGAGAAUGCCGCCCGUUUGUUUACAGUGGCUGCGGCGGAAACCUCAAUCGAUUUGAUGAGAAGGAACAAUGUGAGCAGCGAUGUGAUCACAGGAAAGCAGCAGCUAAAACACAGCAAGACAGAAGCUAAGAAAACCUACAAAUGGGGAGAAAACUGAUGUACAUUGUAAUUUUUGUAUGGUUUGCCUAGUUUGUAAAAACAAUGCAAUCUGCAAGGUCAACAGGGAAAGACCAGUGUAUUCCUGUGCUGUUACAUCUGGGAAAUUGUUGUGUAUUUUAGAAUAUUAAUAUAAUUCUUACAGCUGUUACUUGUUAUAAAUGGUGCUAUUUUUAUACCACAUCCAAAGUGAAAUUUUUAUCAAGUGAAAUAAGGUCAUUAUAAGAAAUAUAUAAAAUCUGACAAUGCAUUACUGGAACCUCAAACCUUGGCUAAUCUUUUCUGCACACAUUUAUCAUUAGUCGGGAUCCCCAGCUGGCUCGCUAUAUCUACACAUUUCUGGUUAAUUUUAAAUUAGCAUGACUCUAUAAUAAUCACAGAAUCUAUGUCCUUUAUAAACUCUA
Messenger RNA from Xenopus laevis (African clawed frog), 9491 nucleotides. RefSeq names its product collagen alpha-1(VII) chain (gene col7a1.S). Gene Ontology annotation, cellular component: extracellular matrix; complex of collagen trimers; von-Willerbrand-factor-A-domain-rich collagen trimer. NCBI's taxonomy places the organism in Eukaryota, Metazoa, Chordata, Amphibia, Anura, Pipidae. Bases 322 to 9060 code for a protein of 2912 amino acids. The transcript is spliced from 117 exons. The record is from RefSeq and is a predicted model, not a curated record. Gene Ontology annotation, molecular function: endopeptidase inhibitor activity; serine-type endopeptidase inhibitor activity.